CAACGCGACGCCACGGAACAGUCGCUACCAGUAUUUCGGCCAAAGUCGUGUUGUCGUGUGUGUGUGUGUGUGUGUGUAUGUGGCAGUAUUUGUGUUAAACGCAAAUUUCUGUUGCCUGCUUAUCAACUGUGCUAGUGGCAAAGCCUGAAAUGCCGUCGCUGCGUUACGGCGUUCCGCAUAUUUCUUAGCAUACUCUUGUGCGCGUCAGGCUUAAGAAAGAAACAACACAAGCAAUAACAUAUCACGCAAAUAUCAGCAGCCACAACAAAUUAACUUAAUUAACUUGCAUAAACUAAAAAGUUCAACAUGUUUUGGAUUUUACGUCGCACUGGCGCAGCCAAUUUCUUCAACUCCUUUAACAACAAUUGCAGCUUCUCGAAGAGCAGUAAUAAUGGCGGCGCCGGCGGCAAUGGCAACCACAACAACAGCACACAGGACAAAUAUGUGAAGCGACCGCCGCGCAAGGCCUACGGCAGGCUAAGUGCUGAGGCCGAUGAUGCCGUGUCAGUGGGACACAAAAUCGAUGAUCCUUUCGAUGAGCUAGACGAUUUUGAAAUACUUGCAACCGGCGCUGGCACCAGCAACAACUCUAACCACAAUGGCAACAACUUCAGCCUCAAUGGAAAUAGGGAAAACAAUGGCAAUGACAAUGGCAACGGUAACGGCAACAGCAAUGGCAGUGAGAAGAAUCUGGAGCUAUUACCGUGCACAAACGCCGAUUGCCAGGGCAACUUUGCAGUGGAGAAUGCCCUGUGCGAAUUGGGCCUGUGUCAGAGUAAGGGCAAAACAUCAAAGGAGCUGUCAACGGGUGUCAUGUCCACCAGCAAGCAGAUUAACGAAAGCACAAUAAGCCGCUUGCACGCGCUUGCCAUGGCCGACGACGAUGAUGAUUAUGAUGAGUCGCUUACCUGCAAUGUGUGCGACCGUUCGUUUCACUGUCACCGUCAGCUGGCAUCGCAUCAACAGAAGAAACGACACUUUGGCUGCAGCGGUUGUGAUAGCUUGUUUCCCUCGCUCAUGUUGCUAGAGCAUCACAAGGAGGAGUUUGAGCACUGGAGCGAUGAUGAGAUCGGCAGACGUGUGUGCUGUCGUCGCAAUAGAUGCGAUGAUGAUUACUUUACAGACACCGACUCGUACAUCAGCGAUGCGGAGAGCGAGGAUCUGGAGCGAUUGUUGUAGACGCUGAGCGUUUAAGCAAUGGCAGAGCGAUUCGGCUCAGGCAAGCAAAGCUGGAGGCCAAGCCUCUGGGAGCUGGCAGAUUGUUGUGGCCUCGUGCGGCGUCAAUUGCAAGGACUUACCGAGUGGAAACAAUGCCCGCACACAGCACUUUUUGCUGACUUUCGAAUGGAAUGGAACAAGUGUGAGCGUAAUGAAAAUAAAUUAAACCUGCUGACAAUGUACGUUUCUUUAUUCGCAAACAAUGACAAAUUGUAAGCGCUUGACCAACAGCAAUCAAGUGCAAAAUAUAAGCCGACUGUUCUUGGCAACAAUCGCUUUGUGCAGGCUUUGUGCAAAACAUAUUAUAUUUUUAAAAGUUCAACUAUGCAGACCCCAGACAAAAUUGUCGUAAAAGAAAGCGUAUAACAUAUGUAUAUAUAAUAUAUAUGAAACUGUAUGUAAAUGAGCUAUAAACCAAAUUUAACAUGAAUCAUAUCAUCAAAUGCAUAUGUGUCAACCAAAGUGAAACUAUUUAUGUAUUUUGAA
Drosophila busckii is the source of this 1704-nucleotide messenger RNA. RefSeq names its product probable serine/threonine-protein kinase clkA. The record is from RefSeq and is a predicted model, not a curated record. The transcript has 5 exons. Bases 307 to 1179 code for a protein of 290 amino acids. Lineage: Eukaryota; Metazoa; Arthropoda; Insecta; Diptera; Drosophilidae.